GUGUGUGUCUGAGCACUGUGUGAAUCACGGACAGUUUGGCCGCGAUGAAGCCGCCGUGUUAUCGCGAGAUUUCAAUCAUUGUCGUUAUUUCAAAGAUGGCGGCAGAAGCGGGAUCUGUGCCUGAGAGAGACACAGCAGAAGGAGAUGCAUCAUUUGGAGAUCUGACCACAAACAUGGAGACUGAGUCGUCCAGUGGAAAAGAGACUAUGGACACGGCAGGUGACAGUUCGGAGGCGGCGGAUGCACAGACAGGAUCUGGAGACGAUGAGAACGGCCGUCAGCUGGGGGAAGUGGAACUGCAGUGUGCUCUGUGCAUGAAGUGGUUUACGGCGGACACGUUCAGCAUUGACACGGCAACUUGCCUGCCGUUCAUGACCAAUUAUGUGUUUCACUGCAAUGUGUGUCACCACAGCGGAAACACAUACUUCUUGAGGAAACAAGCAAAUCUGAAGGAGAUGUGCCUCACUGCUUUGGCAAAUCUGACGUGGAGGUCCAGAACUCAAGAGGAGCAUCCCAAAACAAUGUUCUCUAAAGAUAAGGACAUCAUACCUUUCAUUGACAAAUACUGGGAGUGCAUGACGACCCGUCAGAGGCCCGGCAAACUCACAUGGCCUAAUAAUAUCGUCAAGACCAUGAGUAAAGAGCGUGAUGUUUUCCUGGUGAAAGAACAUCCAGACCCCGGCAGUAAAGACUCUGAAGAGGACUAUCCCAAGUUUGGCUUGCUUGAUCAGGAUCUGGCCAAUAUUGGACCGUCGUAUGACAACCAGAAGCAGAUGACGGCCAUCACGGGUGCUGGAGGGUUAAAUGCUGUGCGUUGUAUUCCAGGUGGAUCGAGUUUGUCAGGUGGGCUUCCUCCAGCUGCUACAGGUAAAGGCCGAGGAGCCAAGCGCAAACAACAGCAGCAACAGGACGGAGCCGCGGCUGGAACGGCCAAGAGAACACGCAGUGACCCGCUGUUCUCAGCGCAGCGCCUGCCGCCUCAUGGUUAUCCUCUCGAGCACCCCUUCAACAAAGACGGUUACCGCUACAUCCUAGCCGAGCCGGAUCCCCACGCUCCCGACCCGGAAAAACUGGAGCUGGACUGCUGGGCCGGGAAGCCCAUCCCAGGAGACCUGUACCGCGCGUGUCUGUACGAGAGAGUGCUGCUGGCGCUGCAUGACAGAGCUCCGCAGUUAAAGAUUUCAGACGACCGCUUGACGGUGACUGGAGAGAAGGGCUACUCGAUGGUCCGAGCGUCUCAUGGGGUCAGAAAGGGCGCGUGGUAUUUUGAGGUCACUGUGGACGAGAUGCCACCGGACACCGCGGCUCGACUGGGCUGGUCACAGCCUUUAGGAAACCUACAAGCUCCUCUGGGUUACGAUAAGUUCAGCUACUCGUGGCGCAGUAAGAAAGGAACGCGCUUCCAUCAGUCCAUAGGAAAGCAUUACUCUGACAGCUACGGACAGGGAGACAUCUUAGGCUUCUACAUUGAGCUUCCAGACGGCACAGAAACCGCCAAGGCUCUGCCUGACACAUACAAGGACAAAGCGCUGAUCAAAUUCAAAAGCUACUUGUACUUUGAAGAGAAAGAUUACGUGGAUAAGGCCGAAAGAGUUUAAAAGCCACCAGUUCCAGCCGAAUGAUAUUUUUUAAGAACGGAGUGAAUCAAGGUGUGGCCUAUGAGGAUCUGUUCGAGGGCAUGUACUACCCCGCCAUAUCCCUCUACAAGAGCUGCACGGUAC
Onychostoma macrolepis is the source of this 1721-nucleotide messenger RNA. It is a transcript of the gene ash2l, whose product is annotated as ash2 like, histone lysine methyltransferase complex subunit. The transcript is spliced from 15 exons. NCBI's taxonomy places the organism in Eukaryota, Metazoa, Chordata, Actinopteri, Cypriniformes, Cyprinidae. Bases 45 to 1598 code for a protein of 517 amino acids. The record is from RefSeq and is a predicted model, not a curated record. Gene Ontology annotation, molecular function: protein binding; transcription cis-regulatory region binding. Gene Ontology annotation, cellular component: Set1C/COMPASS complex.